AUGUGUUCCCUGAGAUGUGUUCCCUGCCUGGAGAUGGAGAUGAAGGGAGCAGUGGCCCAGCUUAGCCACAGGCCGGGCCUGACGGGGAAGAGUGCCCCUGUCAGGCCCGCUCCUCAGGUGUGCGGAGGUGAAUCGAAUGGGGGAGAAGAGAACAUAUUCAAAUACACACACACACACAGACACACACACACAGACACACACACACAGACACACACACACAGACACACACAGACACACACACACAGACACACACACACAGACACACACACACAGACACACACACACACACACACAGACACACACAGACAGACACACAGACACACACAGACACACACACACAGACACACACACACAGACACACAGACACACACACACACACACACACACACAGACACACAGACACACACACACAGACACACACACACAGACACACAGACACACACACACACAGACACACACACAGACACACACACACAGACACACACACACAGACACACACACAGACACACACACAGACACACACACACACACACACAGACACACACACAGACACACACACACAGACACACACACACAGACACACACACAGACACACACACACAGACACACACACACAGACACACACACACAGACACACACACAGACACACACACAGACACACACACACACACACACAGACACACACACACACAGACACAGACACACACACACACAGACACACACACACACACACAGACAGACACACACAGACACACAGACACACACACACAGACACACAGACACACACACACAGACACACACACAGACACACACACAGACACACACACACAGACACACACACACAGACACACACACACAGACACACACAGACACACACACACAGACACACACACAGACACACACAGACACACACACAGACACACACACAGACACACACACACAGACACACACACACAGACACACACACAGACACACACACAGACACACACACACACAGACACACACACACACAGACACAGACACACAGACACACACACAGACACACACAGACACACACACAGACACACACACACACAGACACACACACACACACACACACACACACACACACACAGACACACACAGACUGCAGUGCCUAAGAGGAGGAGCAGCUGCUCUCUUGCUCCACCAUCCAUCACCCACUGCAGUGUGACUGCGCAGGCCGUCUGCUCCUACCCAGCAGCUAGGGCAGCCUGUGAGCGCUCCAUGUCUGUCAUGGCCUUGUCCUCCAUGCUAGAUGUCAGGCUGUCACGCUGGCCCUGA
This is a messenger RNA of Osmerus eperlanus (European smelt), 1302 nucleotides long. Its product is annotated as histidine-rich glycoprotein-like. Lineage: Eukaryota; Metazoa; Chordata; Actinopteri; Osmeriformes; Osmeridae. The record is from RefSeq and is a predicted model, not a curated record. The transcript is spliced from 4 exons. The coding region runs from base 1 to 1302 and encodes 433 amino acids.